GUUGCAUCGCGUUUGCGGCACUCUUUUCCUCUUCUUCUUCUUCUUCUUCUUCUUCUUCUUCUUGUUCCUUCCUCCUAUCUCAUCAGAGAGUCAGAGUCGGAGAGACAGAGCGACAGACAGCGAUGGGUCGAACAAAAACAUUCAAGGACGAGUUUACAUUUGAUCAAAGGAUUGAAGAGUCACGGGACAUGGUGGCCAAAUACCCUGAUCGAGUCCCCGUCAUUGUGGAAAAGUAUGCGAGGAGCAAUCUUCCUCAGAUGGAAAAGAAAAAAUACCUUGUCCCUCGAGACAUGUCCGUCGGCCAAUUCAUUUACGUUUUGAGCAGCAGACUUCACCUGGCCCCUGGAACAGCUCUCUUCGUUUUUGUGAAGGAUACUUUGCCUCAAACAGCUAGUUUGAUGGAUUCUGUAUAUGAAUCGUUCAAGGACGAGGAUGGAUUUCUGUACCUGUGUUAUAGCACUGAGAAAACCUUUGGCUUUCAUCAUCAAUGAAAUGAUGAUGCCAAUCUUCACACAAGAUCUUGAACAAUGAUUUCCUCUACUUUCAUACUUAUCUGUCUCGGUAUCUCUGUGCAUCAUAUGCAGACUUUAUUCUUCAAUUUCCCAAAAAAAUGGAAGGCUUCAAAUUUUAGUUGUUCAAACUUCA
Molecule: messenger RNA, 645 nt
Organism: Pyrus x bretschneideri (Chinese white pear)
Lineage: Eukaryota; Viridiplantae; Streptophyta; Magnoliopsida; Rosales; Rosaceae
Product: autophagy-related protein 8i
Exons: 5
Coding region: 123-491 (122 amino acids)
Biological process (GO): cellular response to nitrogen starvation
Source: RefSeq, a predicted model, not a curated record